Molecule: messenger RNA, 1152 nt
Organism: Vigna unguiculata (cowpea)
Lineage: Eukaryota; Viridiplantae; Streptophyta; Magnoliopsida; Fabales; Fabaceae
Product: putative polygalacturonase At3g15720
Biological process (GO): carbohydrate metabolic process
Molecular function (GO): polygalacturonase activity
Source: RefSeq, a predicted model, not a curated record
UUGAAGAAUUUGUAAAAAAUGCAAAGGUUAAUGAGUGGUAUAUUGAUUCUAGGUUUUGUUUCAGCCACAUUGUGUCUGAGCAGCAAUGCUGAAACCAAAGUCAAAUAUUUUAAUGUGAUGGAUUAUGGAGCUCAUGCUGAUGGCCAAACUGAUGAUUCAAAUGCAAUUUCAAAAGCAUGGCAAGGUGUGUGUGGAGAGGAAGGGCCAGCAACUCUAUUGAUACCUUCAAGCAAAAUAUUUUUGGUGAAAAGAUUAAACCUAAGUGGUCCAUGCAAGGCUCCAAAUGUUGGCAUUAAGUUUGAAGGGAAGAUAGUUGCUCCAUCAAUGAAUGAAUGGGUUGGUGAUUCGUUCAGUUGGAUUCAGAUAUUACACGUAAAUGGUCUAACAAUUGAUGCUGAUGGAGGAAUCAUUGAUGGCAAUGGUUCUACUUGGUGGGAGAAAUGCAGAAAUUGUACACGACCAAUAUCUUUACUUUUCCAAUCUUGUAAUGGUCUUACUGUGAAAUCUCUGAGAAUGAGGAACAGUCCUGGAUUUCACAUAUCUGUAUAUGGCAGCAAUGGUGCAUUAUUCACUCAAAUCAAUAUCAAUUCUCCUCGGAAAAGUCCUAACACGGAUGGCAUUGAUAUAUUUUCCUCUAAAAAUAUAGCAAUUGAAGAUUCUACUCUGGCAACAGGUGAUGAUUGUAUUGCCAUUAAAGGUGGCAGUUCAUACAUCAAUGCAACUAGAAUUUUUUGCCAAGGAGGCCAUGGGAUAAGCAUUGGAAGCCUUGGUAUAAACAAAUCCUAUGAGACAGUUGAAGAGGUACAUGUACAAAAUUGCAGCUUCAUUGGAACUACAAAUGGAGCAAGAAUCAAGACAUGGCCAGGUGGAUCAGGCUAUGCUUUUUGCAAGAACAUUGUUAAUGGAACGAUUGAAAACACCGUUCCAAAAGUUUCUUGUGUAUAAAAUGAAUUCCUACGCCAACCUUGGUGGUGCUGAUUUAAUGUAAGGGAAAUUAAGGUUUGUUAGAACUCUAUGUACAAGUCAUGCAAUAAAUCUUCUAAGGGUCUAUCAAGUGAACUUGCAUUAUGGAGUUCAACAUUUUUAACAAUCACUAUGUUCUAAUUAAGUUGGAUGUAUAUGGUUUGUAUGGUUAAAUCUCUUAAAUAUGUU